Rhodamnia argentea is the source of this 2736-nucleotide messenger RNA. RefSeq names its product putative clathrin assembly protein At2g25430. The transcript has 2 exons. Gene Ontology annotation, cellular component: clathrin-coated pit; clathrin-coated vesicle. Gene Ontology annotation, biological process: clathrin coat assembly; vesicle budding from membrane; clathrin-dependent endocytosis. The coding region runs from base 538 to 2511 and encodes 657 amino acids. Gene Ontology annotation, molecular function: clathrin heavy chain binding; SNARE binding; phosphatidylinositol-4,5-bisphosphate binding. The record is from RefSeq and is a predicted model, not a curated record. NCBI's taxonomy places the organism in Eukaryota, Viridiplantae, Streptophyta, Magnoliopsida, Myrtales, Myrtaceae.
UCUCUCUCUCUCCUCUCGCACCCACGAAAACAACGCCUCUUGCUCCGGACGAAGACAAUCGAAUCGCAAGCUCCGUCGCGCGCCCCGCUAGAUCUCCGGCCAUACCAGCGCUCAGCCGUCGUCCUCGUCAGCAGCGACCUCACCCCUCUCUCUCUCUCACCGUACUCGACUCAAGAAGACGAAGAAGCUGAGGUCGGCGGGUUCCGACCGGCCGACGAUGCCAUCCCGCUCCCUCGGUGACAGCACGUCAGCUCACUCCUCGCUGUCGGCGACCUCCAUUUGAGGUCUUUUCUUCUUCCAAGGAAGUCAACGGAUCGCUGGUUGUUCCAACUCUACCGGAGCUUGUUUUGUCCGGAUCUGAUUGCUCUUUUCGGAGAUCCGCCUCAUCUCCCGCCAUUCUCAGACGGAGAAGACGAGGAGUGGUGAUCGGCGGUUAUAAUCAGCAGAUCAAUUUGUCGGUCAAAAUCCGCCUCGCCGGAGCUUAAUCUCUCCAGAUCUGAUACACUUUCUCCAAGGUAGGUGAGGGUGACGGUGAAGAUGUCUCAAAGCACCAUCCGCAAAACCCUCGGGGCUGUCAAGGACCAGACAAGCAUUGGCCUUGCAAAGGUCGCGAGCAACAUGGCGCCAGAGCUCGAAGUAGCUAUUGUGAAAGCCACGAGCCAUGAUGAUGAUCCUAUGGAUGACAAGUACAUGCGUCGGAUCUUGAAUUUGACUUCAUACUCGCGUGGAUACGUUCAUGCAUGUGUUUCUGCACUUUCAAAGCGACUGAGCAAGACACGCGACUAUAUUGUGGCUCUCAAAUCCCUAGUGGUCAUACAUCGUCUGUUGAACGAUGGAGAUCCAAUUUUUCAUGAGGAGAUAAUGUAUGCGACCAGGCGUGGUGCUAGGUUGUUGAAUUUAUCUGAUUUUAGGGAUGAGGCUCACUCUAGUUCGUGGGACCACGCGGCUUUUGUGAGGACUUACGCUAUGUAUUUGGAUCAGAGACUCGAGUUGAUUCUGUUUGAUAGAAAGAGCGGCGGUGGUGGCGGUCCUAGUGGAAGUGCUAAUGGUGGUGGUAGUGUUCACAGUGAGGAUAGGUAUGGGAGUAGAGAUGAUUUCCGGUCCCCACCACCCAGAGGGAAUGAUUAUGAUUAUGGUGAUUAUAGAGGAGAAUAUGGUAAUUAUGGAGGGAUGAGAAGGUCAAGGUCAUAUGGGGAUAUGAGCGAUGGUGUGGCUGUGAAAGAAGGGAAAGAAGAGAGAAGGGUAGUGACUCCACUGAGGGAAAUGAAGCCAGAAAGGAUUUUUGGCAAAAUGGGUCAUUUGCAGAGGCUAUUGGACCGGUUCUUGGCGUGUAGGCCCACUGGUCUGGCCAAGAAUAGCAGGUUGAUCUUAGUUGCAUUGUACCCUGUUGUGAAGGAGAGUUUUCAGGUAUAUGCUGAUAUCUGUGAGGUUUUGGCUGUUUUGCUUGAUAAGUUUUUCGACAUGGAGUAUCACGAUUGCGUCAAGGCUUUCGAUGCUUAUGCUAGUGCCGCUAAGCAAAUUGAUGAGUUGAUUGCAUUCUACACUUGGUGUAAGGAUGCAGGGGUGGCAAGAUCAACCGAGUAUCCUGAAGUGCAAAGGAUUACCAGUAAGUUGUUGGAGACAUUGGAGGAGUUUGUGAGGGAUAGAGCAAAGAGACCUAAGAGCCCAGAGAGGAGAGAAGAAUUGCCCCCUGUGGCUCAGGAGGAGGAGCCUGUGCCAGAUAUGAAUGAGAUAAAGGCGUUGCCUCCACCAGAGAAUUAUACUCCUGCACCACCACCACCACCAGCGCCAAAACCAGAGCCACCAAAGCCACAAGUGACAGGGGAUUUGGUGGAUCUGAGGGAUAAUGGAGUUACUGCUGAUGAUCAAGGUAAUAAAUUUGCAUUGGCUCUAUUUGCGGGGCCACCGGCUAAUACAGGGAAUGGUUCGUGGGAAGCAUUCCCUUCAAAUGGUGAACCAGAAGUGACUUCUGCUUGGCAAACCCCUGCUGCCGAAUCUGGCAAGGAAGAUUGGGAAUUAGCUUUGGUGGAGACUGCUAGUAACUUAUCAAAGCAGAAAGCGGCUUUAGGUGGUGGUCUUGAUCCAUUGCUACUGAAUGGCAUGUAUGACCAGGGAAUGGUGAGGCAACAUGUGAGCACUGCUCAGUUGACUGGAGGUAGUGCGAGCAGUGUUGCUCUACCUGGCGUUGGAAAGAGCGCAACCCCAGUAUUGGCUCUCCCUGCACCGGAUGGAACUGUCCAAACGGUUAACCAGGACCCUUUUGCUGCAUCAUUGAACAUCCCUCCUCCUUCAUAUGUACAGAUGGCGGAAAUGGAGAAGAAACAACAUUUGGUUGUGCAGGAGCAACAACUGUGGCAGCAGUAUGCUACGGAGGGGAUGCGAGGUCAAGCCACUUUGGCCAAGAUUGGUGGGACUGGUUACUAUGCACCACGUCCUCCCGUGAUGCCCUAUGGCAUGCCACCAGUCAAUGGGAUGGGACCUCCAACUGGGUAUUAUUAUUCUCCUUACUGAUGUUGCUUGCUUAUCACCAUAUGAAUCUGUUUUUUCUCAUUUCUUCCAGUUGUGUAUCUAGUUGUAUUAUGAUAUGAUCCUUUUUGUAUUCUGGUGUGCUGGUUUUGGGAAGAGGGAAGAGUGAACCCCUGGAGAUUCUUUUUUGGGUAAGAUAUUUGGAUGGUGACAUCCAAUGCGUACUGUACCUGCUUGUGCUUCUUGUAAUAAUCAGAAUUUCCAUGACCA